AUGGCUGCCCCUUACGCCAAACUGCCCGCCUGGGUCGAUUACGGCCUGAUCCCGCUCAUCAACGUGACCGUGGCUUUUCUUGUCGCCGGUCUCGUCGUGCUGUUGGUGGGCGAAAACCCGGUGCGCGCCGCGCAGCUUCUCGUGCAGGGCGCGUUCGGUUCGGGCGACGGCAUCGGCUAUACGCUCUUUUACGCGACGAACUUCAUCUUCACCGGCCUUUGCAUGGCCGUCGCUUUCCAUUGCAGCCUGUUCAACAUUGGCGGCGAGGGACAAGCCUAUGUCGGCGGCCUCGGAGUUGCGAUCGUCUGCCUGGCCUUCGACUCGGUCUUUCCCUGGUGGAUCAACCUGCCGCUGGCGACGAUCAUGGCCGCGCUGACCGGCGCUCUCUGGGCGUUGAUUCCUGCCUGGCUGCAGGCGACGCGCGGCAGCCACGUCGUCAUCACGACCAUUAUGUUCAACUUCAUCGCCGCCAGCCUGAUGGUCUAUCUGCUGGUCGGCCCACUCAAGCCCGUCGGUUCCAUGGCGCCCGAAACACGCACCUUUGCCGAGGGCGCGCAGCUUCCGCGGCUCGACUGGAUGCUGGAAAUGUUCGGCCUGACGAUCCGCUCGGCACCGCUCAACAUCACCUUCCUGCUUGCGCUUGCAGCCGCGUUUGGCGUCUGGGUUUUGAUCUGGCGCACCCGACUUGGCUACGAAAUCCGCACCAUGGGCUUUUCGCCGACGGCCGCCAGAUAUGCCGGCAUCAACCAGACCAAGGUGAUCGUCAUCGCGAUGAUGGUGUCGGGCGCCAUGGCGGGCAUGAUGGCGCUCAACCCUGUGAUGGGCGACCAGACGCGCCUGCAGAUGAACUUCGUCGCCGGAGCAGGCUUUGUCGGCAUUGCCGUGGCGCUGAUGGGGCGGUCGCAUCCGGCCGGCAUCAUUCCCGCGGCGAUCCUGUUCGGCAUGCUCUACCAGGGGGGCGCCGAACUGUCCUUUGAGAUGCCCACCAUCUCGCGUGACAUGAUCGUCAUCAUCCAGGGUCUGGUGAUCCUGUUUGCCGGCGCGCUCGAGCACAUGUUCCGGCCGACCAUCGCGCGGAUGUUCCACAUGGCCGGCGGCGGGACGCUCAAGCCCACGCCGCAGCCGGGCGAAUAG
Messenger RNA from Effrenium voratum, 1134 nucleotides. The record is from the annotation of a GenBank genome assembly. NCBI's taxonomy places the organism in Eukaryota, Dinophyceae, Suessiales, Symbiodiniaceae.